GUCGUAGCGGCUCCAUCGAGAGCGUGUGGCUGCGCCGGGGGUAGCCGAGACGGCAGACUGGCACCAUGGUGGAGGAAGUGCAGAAGCACUCUGUGCAUACCCUUGUGUUCAGAUCUUUGAAGAGAACUCAUGACAUGUUUGUGGCAGACAAUGCAAAACCUGUAGCAUUGGAUGAGAAGAGCCACAAAUUAAAGAUGUCAGUAAAACUUCAUACAGAGUAUAAUUCUGUGCUGCACAUGCCUGUAUUGAAGGAAAAUGCUCGAGAGAAGGGUUCUCAUAAUGCCAUUGAUUCCUAUGGUCAUAAGCAGUAUCUUCAAAAUCAAGGAGAAGAUAAUGAAUAUUUGAUAACAGGAACACACCCAUAUCCUCCAGGACCUGGAGUGGCCUUGACAGCAGAUGCUAAAAUCCAGAGGAUGCCCAGUGAGUCAGCGGCUCAGUCCUUAGCUGUGGCACUGCCACCUUCUCAAUCCAAAAUAGAAGCAAAUCGAACUGCUGCUGGUGUAGGUGAUAUAUACAGACAUGCUGGGAUUCCUGAGCGUUCACAGCCUACAGGGUUGAGCAUGGCUCUGAUGGAAGCAGUUGGGAACAAAAAUUCUACGUUAAUGGCAAAGAAGGCUCCGACAAUGCCAAAACCACAGUGGCAUCCCCCUUGGAAACUGUACAGAGUUAUCAGCGGUCACUUGGGCUGGGUGAGAUGUAUUGCAGUAGAACCUGGCAAUCAGUGGUUUGUUACUGGCUCUGCUGACAGAACUAUAAAGAUCUGGGACCUUGCUAGUGGAAAACUAAAACUGUCUUUGACUGGCCAUAUCAGUACAGUUCGAGGUGUAAUAGUAAGUGGAAGAAGCCCAUACCUGUUCUCUUGUGGAGAAGAUAAACAGGUGAAAUGCUGGGAUCUUGAAUAUAAUAAGGUUAUUAGGCAUUACCAUGGUCACUUAAGUGCUGUGUAUGGCUUGGAUCUGCACCCAACAAUAGACGUGCUUGUAACAUGUAGCAGAGACUCAACUGCACGAAUUUGGGAUGUAAGAACCAAAGCCAGUGUGCAUACAUUGACAGGACAUACAAAUGCAGUGGCAACAGUGAAGUGCCAAGCAGCAGAACCACAGAUUAUCACGGGAAGUCAUGAUACCACUAUACGACUCUGGGAUUUAGUGGCAGGGAAAACUCGUGUCACUUUAACAAAUCAUAAGAAAUCAGUAAGAGCAGUUGUACUGCACCCAAGACAGUACACAUUUGCAUCUGGUUCUCCAGAUAACAUUAAGCAGUGGAAGUUCCCUGAUGGAAACUUCAUCCAAAACCUUUCUGGUCAUAGUGCUAUUAUCAAUACACUGGCUGUGAAUUCAGAUGGAGUUCUGGUGUCUGGAGCUGACAAUGGUACUAUGCAUCUUUGGGACUGGAGAACUGGAUAUAACUUCCAGAGGGUACAUGCGGCUGUACAGCCAGGCUCAUUGGACAGUGAAUCCGGAAUAUUUGCUUGUGCGUUUGAUCAGUCAGAAAGCAGAAUGCUUACUGCUGAAGCUGAUAAAACUAUUAAAGUCUACAGAGAAGAUGAUACUGCGACUGAAGAAACUCACCCUGUCAGCUGGAAACCAGAAAUCAUCAAGAGAAAACGAUUUUAAUGAGAAUCCACCUGCAUAGCUGUGCCAUAAUCCUGACUCUGACUAGGACUACAAAGCCUGAACUCUGCUAAAGUCAUUGCUUUGCUCCGUUUACAGUUUUUAUAUUACAUAUGGCUUCCCUCUAGGACUUGUCCUUUUCCCUGAUCCCAGAAAAUCAGAUGCAGCUGUUAAACUCCUCUGAAGAAGUCAGAGUUUGUUUUUCAUAAAAUGGUAAUGUGCUGGUGAUUGAUUAGUCACAAAAUGUGUGCUUGUCAUUCUGUGCACACAAGGUGAUGCGAAGUUUUUCCCCUCUCUUUACCCCCUCUCUGCCCUUCAGCUGGAGAAUUAAAUAUUUGGAAAAAUGAAGAGGAUUGCUUUUUAUUCCACUGUUCUUAGUUGGUUCGAUGACGCUGAAGUAUAAAACAAUCAAGGAAGAAGAAAGGUCCAUUGUAUUAAUGAUUUUAUUUCCUUAAUACAAUGAGCUGGAAGGCACUAAAAUAGAAAUUUCAUCUCUACUUUGUUCCUGGGCUUCAACAACUAAAAUGUAGAACUGAACUUCUGUGCUUUAAACGUGGUGAAUGUGUUUUGUUCUGUUUCAAAGUCAUGGUUUUAUUUUUGCUCCUCCUCUAUCAGAAUUCUGUGUAAACUUUUAAUGAAAU
Messenger RNA from Gekko japonicus, 2254 nucleotides. RefSeq names its product pleiotropic regulator 1 (gene PLRG1). The record is from RefSeq and is a predicted model, not a curated record. Gene Ontology annotation, biological process: mRNA splicing, via spliceosome. Gene Ontology annotation, cellular component: precatalytic spliceosome; Prp19 complex; catalytic step 2 spliceosome. Bases 66 to 1616 code for a protein of 516 amino acids. The transcript is spliced from 15 exons. Gene Ontology annotation, molecular function: protein binding. NCBI's taxonomy places the organism in Eukaryota, Metazoa, Chordata, Lepidosauria, Squamata, Gekkonidae.